CAAACAAAAAGGUUUUAGUAGCAGUUUUGCAUUGCCCAAGUAAAGACAGAGAACUGAAAACACCGGGGAAGAAAAUUGCCUAGCAAAAUGUUGAGCAGAAUUUUCAUACUCGCUGCGGCCAUUGUCAUAGCCUCUUGCCUUCCAGAACACCCACUGGUCAGAGAUGAGGCGCAGGAUUUCGAAAAUCAACAGGCAAAUGAAAUACUAAAGCAUAUUUUGCGGUCUGGAACGGGCAAUGAUGAGGAAGUGGGGCAAGGGGAGCUUGGAUUUUCUUGGAGCAACUGUGGAAGUAAAUCAGAUGCAAUUCAAGUGAAAUCCUUGGGUGUCAAUCCCGACCCAAUAGUAAUUCCUGGAACUGUUAACGUCUCAGCGGAUGUCAUGGUUGCCGAAGACAUUACUUCCCCAUCUUCUGUGGCGCUUGUUAUCGAGAAAAAGAUCUUUGGAUUCUAUGUCAAAGUACCCUGUGUCGAUAACUUGGGUUCGUGCACUUAUGAAAAUCCAUGCAGUCUGCUGCAGAAUGUGACAUGUCCAGAAAUCUUCAAGCAGCAUGGCAUUAACUGCAGAUGCCCUGUAAAGAAGAGCGAAUACAAACUGCCACCAUCUUCACUAACUCUGCCUGAUAUCAAACUCCCAUCUUUCAUCGAAAAUGGCGAUUACAAAAUACAAGCAACUUUGAUGAAAGGUUCAGCACGUCUUGGCUGUUAUGAAAUCAAAGCUUCAUUGCAGACAAAAAGCCAAAUACAAGUUUAGAGCAGAAAGAAAAACCUGUCCAGCGAUUGUUGAUGAAAAUAAUAACGUGCCUGCAAACUGCCAACGUUCGGAAAUGAACUCACGACUCUUGAAAUAGAAUUUAAAAAAAUUGUUUAUGCUGAUCAUUUUGUUCCUCAAAGAAUGAUAGAUGUUGAUAUCGUUUCACUUGUUACUUUGGCCAGAUCUCCGACAGCUACAAAAUAAAACGAUGUAUCAUAAAAAUAUAUCAAUUAUUGCUGUAAAUCCAAAUAAUUAACACAAUUCUUGA
This is a messenger RNA of Rhopilema esculentum, 1018 nucleotides long. RefSeq names its product ganglioside GM2 activator. Gene Ontology annotation, biological process: lipid transport; ganglioside catabolic process. The record is from RefSeq and is a predicted model, not a curated record. Gene Ontology annotation, molecular function: lipid carrier activity; enzyme activator activity. NCBI's taxonomy places the organism in Eukaryota, Metazoa, Cnidaria, Scyphozoa, Rhizostomeae, Rhizostomatidae. Gene Ontology annotation, cellular component: cytoplasmic side of plasma membrane.